UAGAUUUUGUGAAAAAUUUAAUAUAUUAUACUUGCGAAAUGAAGACGCAAUGGAUUGUGUUAGGAGCUUUGUCUGUGAUUUUAAGCGGUUUACUAAUCGCCUAUUACUGCGAAGCGACCGGUGAUUACUUUGAAGAUAAAAACCAUUGGUUUGCAUCUGCCAGGUCUGAACUCAAAUCAGCUUUGAAUUUAAAUCUGGUGACAAAUCAUGCAAGGAGCGCAAUUCUGUUUGUUGGUGACGGAAUGGGGCCAAAUACAGUAACUGCCUCUAGAAUUUUGAGAUAUGAUGAAGGCGGUUUACUGUCCUUUGAAAAAUUUCCACACAUUGGCUUGCUUAAGACAUAUUGCGUAAACAAACAAGUUCCAGAUUCUGCAAGUACAGCUACUGCACUUUUCUGUGGUUCAAAAACGAAUUACGAAACUUCAGGAGUGGAUGCCAAUGUAGAACUUAAGGAUUGUCCAGCGUCCAUGAAACCUCAAAGUAGACUGGAGUCUAUUAUAGGGUGGGCUCAAAGAACUGGGAAAUCUACUGGUUUUGUCACCACGACGAGAGUUACCCACGCCACUCCUAGUGCCUUAUAUAGCCAUACAGCAGACAGACGUUGGGAAUGCGAAGCCAAAAUGAACAAUAUUACUGGUGAUUGUGAAGAUAUCGCAGUGCAGCUGGUACGACGUGAACCAGGAAAAAAUAUAAAUGUGAUAAUGGGUGGUGGUCGUCAGUGUCUAGUAUCAAAUUCUAACGGUUCUGAUGCUGAUCCUAUAGAUACAUGGGCAUGCAUUAGUAAAGAUGGAAGAGACCUGAUUUCUGAAUGGAAAAAGGACAAGAAAGAGCGAAAAAUAAAACAUACUGUCGUUCAAAACACAGCAGAAUUGCAAAAUAUAGACCCAAGUGAAACUGACUACGUUUUUGGUAUUUUUGCAAAUGGUCACUUGAAAUAUGAAGUGGAAAGGGAUAAAUCUCCUCAAGGAAUGCCAUCUUUGAAAGAAAUGACGGAUGCAGCCAUUAAAAUACUACAAAAGAAUAAAAAUGGCUUUAUAUUAGUGGUAGAAGGCGGUUUGAUAGACCAGGCUCAUCAUAGGGGAACGGCCGCGCGGGCUCUGUACGAGACUUUGGCCUUGGAUGACGCCGUUGCUUCGGCUGUCGAAUUGACGAAACCACAAGAAGAUACACUUAUUGUUGUUACAAGUGACCACUCUCAUACUCUAUCAAUAAAUGGAUAUCCGAAACGAGGAAACCAUAUAUUAGAUGUCGGUUCCAAGUCGCGCUUUGACGACAAACCGUACACAACCCUUACGUAUGCAACUGGAGGUCCUGGAAGCUCUCAAUUAGAACCCAACGGCCGCAGGGACCCUUCACAGGACAACACGAGGGACCCCAUGUAUCAACAACAGGCGUUGGUUGAAACUGAUGAAAAUACUCAUGGAGGAAAUGAUGUACUGGUGUAUGCAAAAGGUCCAUUUGCACAUCUAUUUCAUUCAGUUCAUGAGCAGAGUUAUGUUGCCCAUGCCAUAGGUUAUGCAACUAAAAUAGGACCAUAUUUAUACUGCGUACCUGGCGUACAUCCACAUGGUUGUUAGUGUAAUUAAUAAAAUUAAUUAGAUAUGCCAACAGACAAACAGUUAAAAACAUUACAGGGUAAUUUCAUAUGCAGAUAUGUUACAAUUAAGAUAAUGACUCAGUAUUAUAUAUAAAAGAUCCUAGGUUAAGAUUAUCU
This is a messenger RNA of Ctenocephalides felis (cat flea), 1714 nucleotides long. RefSeq names its product alkaline phosphatase-like. Gene Ontology annotation, molecular function: alkaline phosphatase activity. Lineage: Eukaryota; Metazoa; Arthropoda; Insecta; Siphonaptera; Pulicidae. The transcript has 9 exons. Gene Ontology annotation, biological process: dephosphorylation. Bases 39 to 1577 code for a protein of 512 amino acids. The record is from RefSeq and is a predicted model, not a curated record.